AUGAAUAAUUCCAACUAUAUCCUUAUGCUCAACUCCAACAAAUGGGAGGAGCGUGUCAAGGCCACGACGGAUUUCUACACGCAGCUUGUAAAGAAGGAUAAUUCCAAAGAGCUAUACGCACUUAUGUCCCAGAAUGCCGCUAGUGGAGCCAACGUGGGCAGCAUCAUCUACAACAUCGUGGUGGGCGCCGUCUAUUGUAUACCAACCGCCGGCAACUUCAUUGCACUGGGUCUGACCGCGGUCUGGAACAUCGUCACCGAGGUGAGCAAGAAGCAAGAGAACACCUCCGAGCUCAUCACAUCAUUCAAGAAGAUGAUCCAGACGAUCGUCGACGAUAGCAUCACCAUCUAUGACAACGAGACCCUCAUCGCUCACUACAAGACUUGCUCAACACAUAUCGUCAAGUAUGCCGAUGACAUUCGUAAUCUCAGGGCCGCACCUACUGAGACAAAUCGCAGGACAGAGGUGAGGGAGACUGUCAAGUUGGCUUUGGACAAUCUACAACAAGGAAUCGACUUGGCCUCAAAGCAAUCGUUUGCCGUGAGUGAGUUGUUCAUAUACUCUCUGAUGGCCACAACGAGAAUGUUGCUGCUGAGGGACCUCUGUAUGAAUGGCACCUCCUGGGACAUCCCUGCCGCAUCAAUCAACUCCAGCUACCUGCCAGAGUUGAGGAAGAACAUUGUAACCUACACCAAGUGGUGCAUGGACACGUACAAGGUGGGCUACACCAAGUUGAAGGCUGACAACACCGACGACGUCAACCUGUUCAACAAGAUCCAGCAGUACCGCAACUUCAUGAUCACUGAGAUCUUUGACGUUGUGUCGAUUUGGCCCUUCCUGGACCCGUCGCAGUACCCUAACUGCGCAGUGUUUCUCCAACGCCCCCGUGUGUUGCUCGGUCCAACCAUCGGAUGUCCAACCGUUGGCACGACCAAGGGCGAUGGCUACUACAGCACAAAGUGCACGGAGCUCGAGAAACUGGUCGCCACGAACAAGUACUAUGUGUGGCGCGGUGAUCACGAGAAGCUCUACAUGUCCAAAGACGAGACUGGCCAGCGCUUCACAAGCAUCAGCAAUGGAUUCGUAGCGCAUGACAGUGACGCGGUGCAUCGCGAUACCACGGUCGCAGGCACCAUUGUCGGCAAAGAGGAGAGCAUCGGCUUUAGUGAUUCGGCCAACGAGUCGGUGACAGUCAACUACGACGUCAUCCCACGCAGCAUCAUCCUCAGCGUGGGCGGGUCGAUCAAGUGCUCCGAGGACCAGACCAAGUUCCCCUGGUGCGACACCGAAUUCUCGUGGCAUCGCCACCAGAAGCAGUAUCCAUUCCCCAACAUCGACAGCUCCAACAAGUACUACCAUCUCUGGGAGAUCACUGGCGAGUAUGCCAACGUAGGUGCAUCGUACGUCAAUGGCCUGACUGUCUAUGGCAACUCGAGCAGGACGGUCAAGUACCCCAACCACAAGGUGCAUGCCAUCUGGUCGUGGGGCACCAACACCGAUGGCGCCAUCCGUGCGGCCGGCUGCGUCGAUUCGGUGUUUGCAGCGUUUGUCGAUGGCAAUGUGUUCAACUACAACACGGUCAUACCGUCCAAUAGGGCGCAGGUCAUUGAUUCCAGCAAGUACUUUCAGCUGAUGAACGGCGCAACCAUCGAGCAGGAGAUCUUUGGCCCGGGCGGCGCCGCCUUGCUCGUCAAAGCCAAUGAGCAGGGGGCGUCGUACACCUUCCAUACGGGCAACUGGGCCGCCAACAAGAAGUACACAUUCUUUAUGCGCGCCACUGUCCGGGCUGCGACGGCCACCACCAUCUUUAUGCGCACCAAUGACAAGCGCGGUGCGACGAUCACCGUGCCAGUGCCAGCCAACCCAACAGGAUUUUCAAUUGUCGGUGGUAAUCUAUGCAACUUCCAAAUAUCAUCAGAUGGACAAGCUGUCGAAAUUGGAACAAAUGGAUCAGUUCCGGUUUACAUUCGUAAUAUAAUCCUGAUCAGGGACAAAGAAGUCACUGCUGCA
Acytostelium subglobosum LB1 is the source of this 2010-nucleotide messenger RNA. RefSeq lists its product as hypothetical. The transcript has 2 exons. Gene Ontology annotation, molecular function: toxin activity. The annotation marks the transcript as partial. NCBI's taxonomy places the organism in Eukaryota, Evosea, Eumycetozoa, Acytosteliales, Acytosteliaceae. The record is from RefSeq and is a predicted model, not a curated record. Gene Ontology annotation, biological process: symbiont-mediated killing of host cell.